Molecule: messenger RNA, 3021 nt
Organism: Mandrillus leucophaeus (drill)
Lineage: Eukaryota; Metazoa; Chordata; Mammalia; Primates; Cercopithecidae
Gene: ING1
Product: inhibitor of growth family, member 1
Exons: 2
Coding region: 1036-1887 (283 amino acids)
Biological process (GO): positive regulation of DNA-templated transcription
Cellular component (GO): nucleus
Source: RefSeq, a predicted model, not a curated record
CCGUUCGGGGUAGCUCGGUCGCCCCCGCCCAGUCCCCUCCGGCCCUCACUUGGCACUGGACACCGAGUAAGGGCCGACUGCGAGGGGCGACGCCGCCGGUUGUAGUUUGCGGAGGACGAGGGUUUUUCUCUGUGUGCCGUGGGGAAGGGAAGGGGAGGAGCGGAGGCGGGGAAGGCGCCCAUCUGCGCAGCGCUGCGCUCGGGGGGGCGCGGGCAGAUCGCUGGCUUGGAGAGGAUUGUGGCAGAUGAGAGGACCUGUGGGUCGUUCUCUGCAGACCUGGCCGCCCAGGGUGUCAGAGAGAGGUGGCGAGUUCGUGUCCGCCGGGAAUUGUUGGCUGUUGGGGAAAGUUUUCUGCGAGGUCAGUCAAGGCUUUGGGGGCUCUGUUUUGAAUGUGGAUCACCACUCGGAGUUUACUAAUGUUUACAAGGCUACGCAGUAGGGAAACGGAAGAGUUAGGUGGGGGCAAAAAAAAAUCCAUCGCCGUCCCCGAAAGCGCCAGAUACCCCUACCGGGAAGGCGCCCCUGCGCGCUCUAUCCAAGACGUAGCUUCGCAGCUUCUUUUAUAGGAAUCUCAUUAGCAUAUUGUGGAACGUCCCGCCUCAGCCUUCCGGUGGUUGGCUGUGACGUCCUUCGUGGAAUGUCCUUAUCAUUCCCCUGCGGAACGAUUGGUCGCUGAGGCGGAUGAAGGCGGGUGUAGCGCAAUAACUGGCAUGGGUCUGUGUUUCCGCUGUCUUCUUUUUUCUUUUUCGGGGAGGAGCGGGGUGGAGUGUGGUUGAUUUGAACGUCUUCGGGUCGCUCGGCCUCCAGCCUCGGAUUGGCCCUUGUCGCUGCUGGGGCGGGCUGUGCUCUUCCGCCUUGCGGUGUGGUUGGUUCUCCUCCUGGCCUCCGCCCUCCAAAUCGGCGAUUCCCAUAUGCGGCGGCUCUCGGGGGGCGCGGCGAGUCUCCCGCUGGCCUCCUCCCCAUUGGCUGGAGGGCCGGCUGGUGUCGCCCAGGCCCCUCUCCCCACUCAGCACGGCCACUUUUGGGCGCGGAGCUAUGGCAGUAGCGGGGACCCCGGGGCUGGGGGCUCGGGGCUGGGGCUGCAGUUCGGGCCGCCUCCCGCGACGCGCGAGACCGGCCCGCAGACAGUCACAGGCCGCAUCUUUGCUGACCCGAGGGAGGGGCCGCGCGUGGCCGGGGAAACAGAUCUUGAAGGAGCUGGACGAGUGCUACGAGCGCUUUAGCCGCGAGACGGACGGGGCGCAGAAGCGGCGGAUGCUGCACUGUGUGCAGCGCGCGCUGAUUCGCAGCCAGGAGCUGGGCGAUGAGAAGAUCCAGAUCGUGAGCCAGAUGGUGGAGCUGGUGGAGAACCGCACGCGGCAGGUGGACAGCCACGUGGAGCUGUUCGAGGCGCAGCAGGAGCUGGGCGACACAGCGGGCAACAGCGGCAAGGCUGGUGCGGACAGGCCCAAAGGCGAGGCGGCAGCGCAGGCUGAGAAGCCCAACAGUAAGCGCUCGCGGCGGCAGCGCAACAACGAGAACCGCGAGAACGCGUCCAGCAACCACGACCACGAGGACGGCGCCUCGGGCACACCCAAGGAGAAGAAGGCCAAGACCUCCAAGAAGAAGAAGCGCUCCAAGGCCAAGGCGGAGCGGGAGGCGUCCCCUGCCGACCUCCCCAUCGACCCCAACGAACCCACGUACUGUCUGUGCAACCAGGUCUCCUACGGGGAGAUGAUCGGCUGUGACAACGACGAGUGUCCCAUCGAGUGGUUCCACUUCUCGUGCGUGGGGCUCAAUCAUAAACCCAAGGGCAAGUGGUACUGUCCCAAGUGCCGGGGGGAGAACGAGAAGACCAUGGACAAAGCCCUGGAGAAAUCCAAAAAAGAGAGGGCUUACAACAGGUAGUUUGUGGACAGGCGCCUGGUAGUGAGGAGGACAAAAUAAACCGUGUAUUUAUUACAUUGCCGCCUUUGUUGAGGUGCAGGGAGUGUAAAAUGUAUAUUUUUAAAGAAUGUUAGAAAAGGAACCAUUCCUUUCAUAGGGAUGGCAGUGAUUCUGUUUGCCUUUUGUUUUCAUUGGUACACGUGUAACAAGAAAGUGGUCUGUGGAUCAGCAUUUUAGAAACUACAAAUAUAGGUUGGAUUAAACACUUAAGUCUCAGACUGAUUUCUUGUGGGAGGAGGGGGACUAAACUCAACCUAACACAUUAAAUGUGGAAGGAAAAUACUUCAUUUAGCUUUUUUAUUUUAAUAAAAGUAAUAUUACUUUAUGAACAAAUUUUUUAAUUGGCCAGUCGCCAAAAAUACAGCCUAUAGUAAAUGUGGUUCUUGCUGCCAUGAUGUAUAUCCAUAUAACAAUUCAGCAACAAAGGUUUCAAGUUUGAAGAUUAUUUUUUAAAAAGGUAAAUGGUUAAAUUUUACAUGAUAGAUAUUUUAUAUUUUGGCCUGUUCCCCAAAUGGCCAUUUUAAAAUGCUUGGGUACACUUCUCUUAAACAAGCGGUCUAGUCAAGGAACCUCAAGUCAUGCUUUUGCUAUCACGAAUCAUAGUGUAGCCAUCUUUAAUUUAUAUCAGGUGUAUAAAUGUACAUUUCCAAGUGAACUUGCACUUGCUAUAUUAUGAUUGGAAGUGCAGUCAGCAGAUGCUGUUGUGAAGCUAAUGUCACAAUUAUGUGCAAAGGUGUGCUUCCUGCUGUAUGUGAGCUGUAAAAAUGUUACGUGAAGAAAUAAAUGAAACUUGGCCAGUUUGUUCCUCUAGUAGUAUAUUUAAUUUUGACAUAAGUAACUUUUAAAAUUUGUCUUAAAAAUUUAUACACCAGCAGUUUAGACGAAGCCUUAAGUAAAUUUUGUAUUAUUGUUCUCGCUUAUUAUUAAUAAUGAAGUUACCUAAUUGCCAGCAAAUAAAUACGUGUCAAAACAGAAUCUGUAUUCAGACCCUGGGUCAGGAAAUUACUGCCCACUUGUCAAGUCCAGUCCACCACCUGUUUGAACAUUAUAUGGAGUUUAAAUUCUAGUGUCCAUAAAUAAAGUUUCAGUGGAACA